Messenger RNA from Daphnia pulicaria, 904 nucleotides. RefSeq names its product syntaxin-8-like. Lineage: Eukaryota; Metazoa; Arthropoda; Branchiopoda; Diplostraca; Daphniidae. Gene Ontology annotation, molecular function: SNAP receptor activity; SNARE binding. Gene Ontology annotation, cellular component: SNARE complex; endomembrane system. The transcript has 7 exons. The record is from RefSeq and is a predicted model, not a curated record. Bases 72 to 791 code for a protein of 239 amino acids. Gene Ontology annotation, biological process: vesicle fusion; intracellular protein transport.
CCAAGUUUGUAUAUUUUACAAAGCGACACCAUCGCAUUUGACAGCUGUCUCGAGCAGACGUCUAUGAAAGAAUGGCGCUCGUCGAUUUAGGAAACGACGCGAAUGCCUGGGAAAAGGAGUUCUCAUCUGCUGAAAAAUUACAUUUUUCAUUACUGGGGAUUUUAAAUGAAAGGGAUCACCUACCAAAGAAUUCUCAAGCACAUGCAAGACUUUCUUUUCAGUUGAGGAAUAGCUUGAGUCAACUUUACAGUGAAAUCCAAAGUCUUAAAGGACAUCUUGAACACCUCUCACAAAAUAAACAAUUGACUGCAAGAGAGAAAGAACGGCGGGGCCUUCUCCUUGAAGAUCUUUUAAGCAAACAUAAGCAGCUUCUGAAUUCUGUCAAUAGCAGCGUGUUGGAUAAGAGCCAAUCCCUUAGUAAAUUGUCAUCAGGAACAACAGCCUCUUCAAAUCCAUUAUCAUCUGCAAUGACUAGUGAACAUAUCCCUCAUCGUGAACUCAAACAAAUCCAAGUCCAAAUUAUGGCAGAUCAAGACAGAGGGCUGGAUGAGCUUUCGAGAAUUAUUGGCAGGCAAAGGCAAAUUGCCCAGACAAUUGGUGAUGAAGUUGAAUCACAAAAUGAUUUGAUUGAAAACAUCGCAGACAACGUUGAUCGCACUCGUGAUCGAAUGGCACAGCAAACUUCAACAAUAACUGUAGUUGAUCGGAAGGAUCGUACUUUUGGAUAUUGGAUGGUAAUCCUGUUGUUGUUUGUUGCCAUCGUUGUAGUCGCUUCUAUUCCGAAACAUUAAUGAGAAAUUCCAAAGCUGCCUAAGUUAAUUUGACCGUAUCUCGUCCUUAAAACUACAUCGAUUCUAUUAAAAUGAUGAAAGAGAAAAAUAUAUAACGCAAUUUAUUCUCGAAA